Penicillium robsamsonii is the source of this 984-nucleotide messenger RNA. RefSeq names its product inositol oxygenase. Gene Ontology annotation, molecular function: iron ion binding; inositol oxygenase activity. Lineage: Eukaryota; Fungi; Ascomycota; Eurotiomycetes; Eurotiales; Aspergillaceae. Gene Ontology annotation, biological process: inositol catabolic process. The coding region runs from base 1 to 984 and encodes 327 amino acids. Gene Ontology annotation, cellular component: cytoplasm. The transcript has a single exon. The record is from RefSeq and is a predicted model, not a curated record.
AUGGCCACCGCAGUCCAGUCCGCCCCAAUCAGCCUCGAGACAAUGUCCGACAACAUCGAUGCUGUGAAUAUCCACAAAACAGACCUUCAGAGAGAAAAGAAUCUUUACGAAACAUCUGAAUUCGACAAAACCAAAGACAAAGCCGGAUUCCGUCAGUUUGACGAUGCUUGUGACCAAGUCAAGAACUUCUACGCCCAGCAACAUACCCGUCAGACGGUAGCAUACAACUUGAAAGCUCGCAACGAUUUCAAAAACAAGACCCGUGCACACAUGACUGUUUGGGAGGCGAUGGAAAAGCUGAACACGUUCAUCGACGAGUGUGACCCCGACACCUCCGAGUCCCAGAUGACCCAUCUCUUGCAGUCCGCCGAAGCAAUCCGCAAAGAAGGAAAGCCUCGCUGGAUGCAGCUAGUCGGACUUAUCCACGAUCUUGGAAAACUCCUCUUUUUCUUUGGGGCCAAGGGCCAGUGGGACGUUGUUGGUGAUACCUUCGCAGUUGGCUGUGCUUUUGAUGACAGGAUUAUCUUCGGUAACAAGUCCUUCAAGAACAACGAGGACUACAACAGCGAGAUCUACAGCACUAAGUUCGGAAUUUAUUCUCCUGGCUGCGGAUUGGAGAACGUUAUGCUCUGCUGGGGCCAUGAUGAAUACCUCUACCAUAUCGUCAAAGAUCAGUCUACCAUUCCCGAGGAGGGCCUGGCAAUGAUUCGGUACCAUUCGUUCUACCCGUGGCACCGAGAGGGCGCAUAUCAUGAGUUGAUGAAUGAACAUGAUCAUAAGAUGCUGGAAGCUGUGAGGGCCUUCAACCCUUACGACUUGUACAGCAAGAGCGAUGAGCUCCCUGAUCCCGAGAAGCUGAAGGUAAACUUGGCCCUUAGGCAUUUAGACUAUACUGCGGCAUAUGCUAACUUAUGUGGUACUGAACAGCCUUACUACAUGGAGCUCAUUGAUGAGUACUUCCCCACGAAGGUUAUCAGAUGGUAG